Messenger RNA from Saccharomycodes ludwigii, 3231 nucleotides. RefSeq names its product hydroxymethylglutaryl-CoA reductase (NADPH) HMG1 (gene HMG1). The transcript has a single exon. Gene Ontology annotation, biological process: isoprenoid biosynthetic process; coenzyme A metabolic process; ergosterol biosynthetic process. NCBI's taxonomy places the organism in Eukaryota, Fungi, Ascomycota, Saccharomycetes, Saccharomycodales, Saccharomycodaceae. Gene Ontology annotation, molecular function: hydroxymethylglutaryl-CoA reductase (NADPH) activity; protein binding. The record is from RefSeq and is a predicted model, not a curated record. The coding region runs from base 1 to 3231 and encodes 1076 amino acids. Gene Ontology annotation, cellular component: endoplasmic reticulum membrane; peroxisomal membrane.
AUGCCAUUGCUUUCUUCAAAAUUUACUUCUUUAGCAAAGCCAUUUGCAAAAUGUGCCAGAUUUGCAGCCAGUAAUCCUUUUCAUGUGAUUCUCAUUACAUUGCUAGCUACUGCAAUUGCAUACCUACACGUUAUAGAAUACUAUGUUAAUGGAUGGAAAGUAGAUACAACUCGUAAUUCAUUGUUUCAACCAGGUUUGGUUGUUGAUACAUUGGAUUCUACCAAUUUUUUUUACAAUUCAACAAUUAAUACUUGGACGGAAAUUGAAGACAUGGAAAGAUAUUCUUCAUUUGAUAAAUAUUAUUUGUUCAAUUUGUGUUUUAAAACUACUGACGCCAAUAACAAAUUACCAGUUAUCAACAAUCUUUUAUUAGACGAUGCUGCCAAUGACAACGGAGACAACAAUAAUAGUGGUACCAGUAGUAGCAAUAAUAACAAUACAGUUUAUGUUUUACAAGAGAGUUUGGAUUUACCUACUGUUAUGAAUGGUCCUAAUACAAUUUGGAAGUUGAGACCCCAAAAGUAUAAACUGGAAAAUUUGAAAAAUGGUUUAAAGAAUUUUUAUUCUCAAUGCUCUACUCAUUUAACAAGCGCUGAUCCAAUUGAUAUUUUCAUUAUUGGGUCCGCAUAUGUAGGCAUGUUUUAUUCAAUUGUUAGCCUAUUUAUCGAUAUGAGAAAAACGGGCUCUAAGUUUUGGAUUAGUUUAUUCACUUUGGUUAACACAGGUUGUUCAUUAUUCUUGGGGUUAUAUACUUGUCAAAACAUUUUUGGCAAAUAUGUUCCAUUUUUAAGUUUAGUUGAGGGUAUUCCCUUCAUCAUAAUUAUUAUGGGGUUCAAAUACAAGAUCAAAUUGUCAGAAUACGUAAGAACUCAAUACGCCAAGUCUGGUUUCUAUAGUAAGAAGCAUUUGACACCAAGUGAUAUGGUUUACAACUCAAUGUUGGAAGAAGGUGGUCGUCUGGUUCAAGACUACUCUAUUUGUGCAGUUUCUUUCACUGCCUGUGCCUUUUUAACAACACAUCUAGACGUUUUGAAUAGUUUUAGUGUUUUGGCUGCUUUGAUUAUCUUCUUUGACUUCAUUUUAACUUGCACCUUUUUUUCUUCAGUUUUAUCGCUAAAAGUGGAAAUUGAUGUCAUCCAAAGGUCUACUGAAAUUGAACAAGCAUUGGAGGAGGACGGUGUCCUACUAACUACUGCAGAGCAUGUGUCUGAAGAAGAAAUUACUAAAUCAAAAAAUAGCUUGAUAACGUCUCCAACUAGCAUUACCUUUUUCAAACUAAUUGUUAUAAUUGCAUUUUUUGGUCUUAAUUUUUACAACUUUGCCUAUAGAUGGACAUAUAAUACUUUCUCCACUAUUUAUCAAUCGGAAAAUGGUAAAAAUACUUUGGGGCCUAUUUCGUUAAUAAAAGAUAAAUUUUCUAAGAGUGUCGUAGUUUCCGUUGUUCCAACUCAAUAUUACGAAACUUCUAAAGUUUACAACCAGGUUGAAGAUUCUUUGUAUCUGCUAAUUAGAUAUAUAGCCGUGGCUAUUCGUGAUAGAUUUGUUAGCAAGUUUUUAUUUUUUUGCUUUAUCGUAAGUGUAUCAAUUAAUAUUUAUCUAUUAAAUGCAGCAAAAAUCCAUACUAAUUUGGCUGCCAAAAAUUACAAGAAAAAGAAAAUUGUAAAGUCUUCCACACUCCCCUCUGCUGAAUCCUCUACCCCUUCUCCUUCUAGUGUUACUAAUACUACUACUGCUACUGCCAAUUCCAGCAAUGCUGGUAGAUCCUCCUAUAUUGUAUCAACAUCAUCAUCUUUGUCCAUCAACUCCAACAAUAGUAGUAAUUAUGAGUUGGACAGUUCAACUGAAGAUGAAAACGAAAGUACACGUUCCUUGGAAGAGUUAGAAUCAUUGAUGAAGGAUGGUCACUUAACCUCUUUAAAAAAUAAAGAGGUUGUGACUUUGGUUGUGAACAAGAAAUUACCAUUGUAUGCGUUGGAAAAACAACUAGGUGACAAUACUCGUGCUGUUGUUGUUCGUCGUAGAGCCUUGGCCAUUUUAGCCAAUGCUCCAAUUUUAGAAACGGAAGGCUUACCUUAUAAGAACUAUGAUUAUGACCGUGUCUUCGGUGCUUGUUGUGAAAACGUUAUUGGUUAUAUGCCAAUCCCUGUUGGUGUUAUUGGUCCACUAAUCAUUGAUGGUGUUCCCUACCAUAUUCCAAUGGCUACUACUGAAGGUUGUUUGGUUGCAUCUGCUAUGCGUGGUUGUAAAGCUAUUAAUGCAGGUGGUGGUGUUACCACUGUUUUGGUUAAAGAUGGAAUGACCAGAGGCCCAUGCGUUAGUUUCCCCAGUUUGUUGAGAGCCGGUGCUUGUAAACUUUGGUUGGAUUCAGAGGAAGGCCAGAACAAAAUCAAAAAGGCUUUUAACUCUACUUCUCGUUUUGCUCGUUUACAACACGUUCAAACCUGUUUGGCCGGUGAUUUGUUGUUUAUUCGUUUCAGAACCACCACUGGGGAUGCUAUGGGUAUGAACAUGAUUUCCAAAGGUGUGGAAUUUUCAUUAAAACAAAUGGUGGAAGUUUUUGGGUGGGAAGAUAUGUCAAUUGUAUCAGUUUCAGGUAACUACUGUAUCGAUAAAAAACCAGCCGCUAUUAAUUGGAUUGAAGGUCGUGGUAAGAGCGUUGUUGCGGAAGCCACAAUUCCCGGGGAUGUUGUGAGGAAAGUCUUGAAAAGUGAUGUUAAGGCAUUAGUUGAAUUGAACAUUAGUAAGAAUUUGAUUGGAUCUGCUAUGGCUGGUUCUGUUGGUGGAUUCAACGCACAUGCAGCUAAUUUAGUCACUGCUUUAUUUUUGGCCUUGGGUCAAGAUCCAGCUCAGAAUGUUGAAUCAUCUAAUUGUAUUACAUUAAUGAAGGAGGUCGAUGGCGACUUGAAAAUUUCCGUGUCUAUGCCAUCUAUUGAAGUUGGUACUAUUGGAGGAGGUACUAUUUUGGGUCCACAAGGUUCAAUGUUGGAAUUAUUAGGUGUAAAGGGACCACAUCCAACUGAACCAGGUUCUAAUGCUCGCCAAUUGGCCAGAAUUGUAGCAUGCUCUGUAUUAUCCGGAGAAUUGUCCUUGUGUUCUGCCUUGGCAGCUGGACAUUUAGUUCAGAGCCACAUGAUCCAUAAUCGUUCCAAGGUAAAUGCUGCACCAGCAGUGCCAGCCAAGGAGGAUCUAAAUCGUCUAAAAGAAGGUUCUGUCACUUGCAUCAAAUCAUAA